AGAGCUCCUCCUUAAUAAAUUUCGAUUGGUUUUAGAAACUGUCAAUUACACCAAGGUUGCGUAAAGGCAUUUGCUCGGAAUGGAGUCGCCGAUGGCGGGCUUGUUCAUAUGGACUAUUUAUAAGUGAAUAGUGCGACUAUUAAAACUACAGUUCAUGGAACAUUUCUAGGAAAACAUAACAUUAUCUUAACCCGCAUGAAUGCUGAUUUGCGAAGAAUUACUUGUCCAAGUAAGGGUAAUUGAAAGCUGAAAUCCUAAAUGGGUUGUAACCUUUGAAUUAAAGUGAAACUAAAACGUUACAAUUUGGCAGAAUGGUCCCACAUGCAUCUAAUAUAAUAAUAAUUAAAAAAAAAAAAAACGUAGUUGUUAGAAUAAUUGGGCCACUGCUAUUGUUUGACAAACGAUGCCUUUUGUUCAAGCGAUGUUGGUUUUGGUCAAACGAAAUCAAAGUCGCAAGGAUGGGAUAGUUGUUAAAAGUUUGGUCUGAAGUCCUUCCUCGAAUCGUAUAUAAAAACAUAAUAUUGAUGUCCACGUUUUUUUUUCAAACCCUGUAUGACUACGCAAGUGCAGCAACCGCAACGCGAUAUGCGGAUUGUAGUUUAAUUAACUCCGUACCUUCGUCUACAUUGUAUACUUUGGAGUUGUUAAAAACUCUCUUUCCCAGACACCCAUGCGUGCCAAUAAAAAACGUCAACGAGCCAGUGAACAUUAAGCGGAGCAGACCAAAAUCCCAAACAAGGAAAUGGUGGGGGAAUAAAACGAUCAGAUUAUUUAAUUAAUGCAUGUAAUAAUUAAUAUUUUAUUUUAUUGUAAAUUAAGAUAUAUUUAUGGGUUAAAAUGGAUUACGACUUCAAAACAAAGCUCGCGGCCGAUCGAGAGAAGGUGGAAGAUCUGUUCGAAUAUGAAGGUUGCAAAGUGGGUCGAGGCACCUACGGGCACGUUUAUAAAGCUAAACGCAAAGACGGGAAUGAUGAGAAGGAGUAUGCACUGAAACAAAUUGAAGGCACUGGAAUAUCGAUGUCUGCUUGCAGGGAGAUAGCGCUCCUGAGAGAACUGAAGCACCCCAACGUGAUCGCCCUGCAGAAGGUGUUCCUAUCCCACAGCGAUCGCAAAGUGUGGCUCCUCUUUGACUAUGCCGAGCACGAUUUGUGGCACAUCAUAAAGUUCCACCGGGCCUCCAAGGCCAACAAGAAGCCUAUGCAGCUGCCUAGAGGGAUGGUCAAGUCCCUCCUCUACCAGAUCCUGGAUGGCAUUCAUUACCUCCAUGCCAAUUGGGUGCUCCACCGAGACCUGAAACCUGCUAAUAUCCUGGUUAUGGGAGAAGGACCAGAAAGAGGCCGGGUCAAAAUAGCGGACAUGGGCUUCGCUAGGCUCUUCAACUCCCCACUCAAACCACUGGCUGACCUCGACCCGGUUGUGGUAACGUUCUGGUACCGGGCCCCCGAGCUGCUCCUGGGAGCGCGACAUUACACCAAAGCAAUUGACAUAUGGGCCAUCGGCUGCAUCUUUGCCGAACUGCUGACAUCAGAGCCCAUCUUCCACUGCCGCCAGGAGGACAUCAAAACCAGCAACCCCUUCCACCAUGACCAGCUGGACAGGAUAUUCAGCGUCAUGGGCUUCCCAGCAGAUAAAGACUGGGAGGACAUACGGAAGAUGCCGGAAUACCCGACGCUACAGAAGGACUUCAGGAGAACAACGUAUGCAACGAGCAGCCUCAUCAAGUACAUGGAGAAGCACAAAGUCAAACCAGACAGCAAAGUGUUUAUGUUGCUUCAGAAACUCCUGACGAUGGACCCCACCAAAAGAAUCACUUCUGAACAGGCACUGCAGGACCCCUACUUCCAGGAGGACCCUCUACCCACCUCGGAUGUGUUCGCUGGCUGUCAAAUCCCUUACCCCAAGAGAGAGUUUCUCAAUGAAGACGAACCAGAAGAGAAGACUGAAAAGAACCAGACGCAACAGCACCAGCAGACGACGACGCAGGCGCAAGGGCAGACGCAACAGCAGGCGACUGCGCCGCAGGCCCCCUCCCAGCAGAGCUCGGCGCAGACCAAUGGCACGACGGGGGGGGCGGCGGGCGCCAAUGCUGGCGGCGGCCAGGACCAGGGGCCGCCCAACAAGAAACCUCGUAUCGGGCCCUCAGGGGCCACCUCAGGCACUGGAGUCCUGCAGUCGGAAUACCAGCACUCCAGCUCCCGCCUUGGUUACCAAAGCAACGUCCAAGGUUCCACCCAGUCGCAAGGCACCAUGGGAUACUCCUCGUCAUCUCAGCAGAGCUCGCAGUAUUCUCACCAGUCUCAUCGCUACUGAGACAGUGGACGGACCCAGGCUUGACCCAGGCUUGACCCUUGACCCCCAGCUGACCUCUCAGGCACCACUGAUACACGCCACACAGCUUGACCCACAUUGCACAUCAGUCUCUGAGAGCCUCUUAUGGUCACUCCUACUCCCACUACAUACUAUAACAGUGUAUCACUGUUAUUACACAACACACACACACACACUCUCUCUCACACACACACACACAUACUUUCACUAAUCCAAUCUAAUUCAGUAGUUUCCUUGUAACCAUAUGAAGUAGCUUAAGUAGUCUUUGGAGACAUAUCGGCCUGUAUUCUCAACAGACUCUUGUACUAAUGAAGCACCCCUAUUGGUGUUUGUUGUGCUGUACCAGGCUCUUGCAACCAAAAAGCAGAAGUACUCUACUGCUACCUUCAGCGGUCAGUCUGCCCACCCACUCCUGCAGUCGAUCCAGCCCAGCUGACCCGCUGAGCUCAUCACACACCAACACACACACACACACACACACACACACUCACCUCCAUGUGCGCUUUCCCGAAUCAUUCCAGUAUUUUAGCUGACACUCCUCUGUUCAGGUUCGCUCUAGCAUUCUUCAGACACACACACACACACACACACACAUACACACACACACACACACACACACACACACACACUUUAUGGGUCGGUAGCUGUCUCCGCUUGGGUCCUCGUUUCCCUGACCCACUGAGGGUUCUGCAAUAUGAAGGCAACUCAACAUAGGAACCACAACAACAACAAGUGUUUCUCCAGUGGGGAAGCAGGAAGAGUUAAGAAUGUUCACCGACGAGGAAGAAAGAGGAGUGAGUCAGGUACCAACUUGGCAUCAGUGUACAAACAGUUGUUGACACACAACACGUACAUUAAAAACGAGACUUAUGAACCACAGCACUUACGUUUAAACAAAAGAAUACAUCCUUACACAGGAUGGAUCUGCAGCUUGUCAUAUAUGUGUACUAUACAGAGCACCUUGUCUAUUUGUUGAAAAAACAAACAAACAAAAAAAAAAAAAUGAGAGACUUUUUUUGCCUGGUUUUGCUCUGUUGAAGUUUACUAUAGUUAUUUGAAUCUUUUUGUUUUGUUUUUGCUUUGUUUGUUUUUGUAAAUACGAUACUGAUCUGAAAAAGCCCUUUACGGUGUGCAUAAUCUGCAGCGAUCCUAACAGGCCUUGAGCUCAUCUGUUGGACACUUAGAACAAUGCAGCAGGAGAGGAGAGGCGUCUUGCGUUUUGGAAAAGAAGAAAAGAGGCCGCUGAAUCUGCAUUUGAAGAGCUUCAUCGCAAUACAUGCAAAUACUGUACAAACAGCCCUUUUUUUUGCUGUUGGAAUUGCCACACAAAACCAGACAAGAAGAGAAAACGAGAAAAAUGUCCAAAUAUCGCAUCAUUCUCAUGCACACGCCAUUUUGUUUUGAGUUGUGUCAGUUGGUUGAGAAUAUGCAGUCCCUUGGGGACGAUGUCCAGCGCCUCUCCUCCAUUGCCUUUUGUGUCUUCCACGCAUAAGAGAGCAGCCCCCAUUUCUCCCUGCCGUUCCCAGCUCACUGCACAGAGCGCGCUACCCUCUCUCCCUCUUUUUCUCUCUCUCUCUUUCUCUUUCUCUCUCUCUCUCUCUCUCUCUCUCUCUCUUUCGCUCUCCUACAGUACUCUCUCUCUCUCCUCUCUCCGCAUGGUCAAUCUGAGGGUUAAGGAGACGUGCUCUCUCUCUCUCUCUCUCUCGCCAUGAAGAAAGUUUGAAUUUUGGAACAAGAACCUUGGCCUCCGCUUUGUUUCUUGUUCUGCCUUGUUGGUGUUCGGUCAGGUUUUAUUUACAGUCGAUGGAUAGAGGUGGGGGGAAAUAGGCUUUGGAACUGGUUAGACAAAGGUCAAAGUUCAGAGGUCACUGAAUGUGUUCAUCUCCCACACGGGGCAGCUAGCAGUUCCCACUGCUCCCCGGCCUGUUACCUCCUGAUGCUUUUGUGAAGCGUACUCUUUGUUUUAUUGUUUGUGAAUGUUAUCUCGGUUUUGCUUGAGGAAGAACAGUCUUGUUUUUUGUAUGACUCAGUUAAAGGGAUUGCACUGCUGACCUGAUGUCCAGCAAGGCCCAGGAACAACAGAAGGACACAGAGGUUCACCACCAAGAUCAUUAUUGCCUCCUUCGCUCUUUCUCUCUCUCUCUCUCUCUCUCUCUCUCUCUCUCUCUGUCUAUCUAAUUUCUAAAUCUCUCUCCUUCUUUUUGCCUCUCUCCUCCACUCACUCAGUGUCCCCUGGACAAAGCCCUGCCUGACUAACGGAGCACUGAACGGACACUCCAGUGGGCAGAGGGAAGCCCUGCAGUUUCCUGUGUCCGUGCUCCCUGCAGUUUCCUGUGUCCUGUGGGAACGGUCAUUGGAAGGGGACUGCACUGCAACACAAAAGACACAGAAACCAGUGUCAAGUUUUAUCUUUUGGUUUGUUGGUUUUAGAAACACAGACUCACUCCGAGUGUUUCUAUUGAGAGUUAGGCCCUAGUGUUUCUAUUGAGAGCCCUUAAGGCCCUAGCGGCCUCAAGUGGACUUUGUGUCUGCACCUUUCAACAUGAUGGUAGCAGUCUGCUUCUUGUGGCCGUGUGAUGGAACCAACUGUCCUCUCCUGUUGUACAUCAAUCAAGAGACCUAGCAGAGGGUGUGCAGUUAUUUUCUUAUUUUUUAUAAUAAUUUGGCCCCCCAAAUGGCCUCCAUAUUCAUCAACACUGUCCUACUCUGGUGAUGUCUGGUUUUGGUGGCUCAUGAUUGACAGGAAAAGUUAAUAGGUUUUUAAAUGUUAGGGUUUGUUUUUGUUUCUGUUUGGGGGGGGGGGAAUACAAAACUCACAACUCUGAGGCUAGUCUGACUUGUCACGCCUGUGCUGGAGAUUUUCUCUCAGACUUCCUGUCAGCGCUGUCUAACUCUUCGCUAUCUCACCUCCAGUAGGCUGCUUUGGCAGCUCCUCAGCUGUGUACAGUUGAAAUGACGGAUUUCACCCGCCUCCAUGUCUGGAAGUCUGAUUACUCACGAAAGCAAAUGAUAUUUGUCUGUUUGCCCUCAGCCUCACACAGACCCCCCCCCCCCCCCCCCCAUGUGUUUUACUUUAUGGCACAUGUGUUGAGGUGGAAGCCUGGCACCAGGUAAGCAAAAGGCACUGUUCCUUGUAGAUUUUAAAUAUUCAACAGUGAAGUUACAAUGUCCGUGGUGUAUCUAGCUGACAACUUACUGUAAAGAAAAUAUUGAUUUUUUUUUUAUUUGUUACUUUUGUUAUUUAUAUCUUUUAGAAAAUGCAGUCAGGUGCAUUGGCCAAGUGUCGUGAAAAAGCCCUCCAAAAACCAGUGGCGAAUUCUGGGACGCACGCCUAGAAAACCAGCAGCUUUUCAGAACAUUUGAGGUAUUUAUGCGUCUGCUCUUGAGUUUGGAAGAGCAUGGGAAUCAGCUGUAGUGCUCGAGGUUUUUCCAAGUCUAAGCGAGGUGAUCAAAAAAGUGUUACUCUGUACGCGGCCCUCCAUGCUCCAACAUCAGAGGAGACGUGACUCCAAUACAGGAUCUAUGCAAACAAACAAACAAACGACAACAAACAACAAAACAAACGAGAAAAGCUUUCGCUGGUGUCGCACCCUUUUGUCUUUUUGAGAGGCUGCACGUCACACAUUUCUAAUGGCUUAGAAACGUCUGUGGUUUUUCAGAUGAAUGGGAGCUCCCGAAUUGUAAUUGUAAUUUGAAAUCAUUGAGUAAUACGGCUGUUUUUUGUACAGUAUACUACGUUCCUGUGUUUCAAAAAAGCCUAGUUGUAUUCUAUGUGAUAUAUUGUAAAAAUCACAUAAAAAAGACAAAAAAUGCAGAAUGCAUGUAUAUUAAAUAUACAAUUGUAUUUAUUGUUUACUCAUACAGUAUAUAUAGAGAGAUAUGCAGUAUAUAUUAUUAAAUAAGUUUAGAUAUUUCCUCUGCCUUAACCAGAAGGUGACCUCUGUGCACUAAGUAUCGCAAUUCUAAUUCUAACGUAGUAGCAGCUAAAUCUACCAGGUUUGGGCUUCUAAAGAUUUCUUCUGCUGUGGUGUGAUGUAUUAUGGGUAGAGGAUUCUCUGUCUCCCUGUUGGCUCGUCAGCUCUUAACAGUAUGCUUAAAACUGAUACUUCAGCGUCAGUAUGCUUCAACUGAUACAUCAGUAAGCUCUCUCUAGUCAUGUCCAUUUUAGCAUUCUUCCCAGGUGAACGUCUCGUUCGCUGCUUUCUAGUAAAGUAGUUAAAAGUAUGAAAAACUACAGAAUGCUGAUUUUUUUUUUUUUUAAGCAUCAGGAUGAUGAAAAGAAACCGUCUGCACCUGCACGUGAAAGAGGUUGGCUUAGCCCAUCGUCUGAGGCACCAUGGGGUGGCCUUUACUGGACGAGUGGUGGGGUGUGUCCCCCCCUCGGCUCCGUGUGUGUGUUGAAUAGCCAGUAGGGCGGGGGGUGGGGGCGGGCGCUUGGUCCCGGCCUAGUGGUCCUGCUCUGAGGUUCUUUAAAAAAAAAAAAAAAAAAAAAAAAAAAAAACGCGUCCUUAUCAGUGUGAGGCUGUGGCCGAGUAGCCAAUCAGAACAAGUUGUCAGGUUUAGACUGAACUUCAAAGCUCAGGGAUUAAAGGGUCUCCCCCAUCUCAUCUAUGUUGAUCAGUGUUGAUCCAGGAGGUCCUAAUGUGCAGCUGGUACAAGCUGGCUCGGUGCAGGUGCAACCAAGUGAAAGGAGUUUAUUUCAGAUUUCGGAGUAUGUCUAGAUUUUGUCCAUCUCUAAUGUAUUUUAUUGCCUUUGUAUGCAGAACUAAUUGAGCUUUUGCAAAAGCUUAUCUUCCAUGUAGUGUAGAUUUGAGUAGAUGAGCUUUAGCUGGAUGCAAGCCGUCUUCUCUCUCACUCAUUCUCUUUUUCUCUCUAGGACUCAAGACAACAGCAUUUCAAUUUUUUGGACAGUGCCUUUUUUGAGUCUGAGUGUUCAAAAACCUCGUAGUUGCCAUCUUGUGUCGUGACAUUCAGGAUUUUAUUAUGUUUUUCUUUCUCUCAUGCCUUGUCAUACAUGUCAUUAUUCUUUUUACUCUUUUGUACCUUAGGAGCACUUGAUUUUAAACUUAAAUUCAUGGACAGUGGCAGCAAACAGCUAGAUAUCCAUUUUGACGUGAAACAUCCCAGUUUCUUCUAUUGCUGGGUAGAAAUAAGUCCAAGACAACAUAUUAUAUAUAUAUUUUUUUUUUUCUUUUCCAAUAAAUUUGUCUCUCUCUCCUUGAUACACAGUUUUAACAUGCUGUAUAUAAGAACACAUUUUAAGAAUUUUCCAUUGAGACGUAUUGCUAUGAUAAUUGUCUUUUAAUGCACUGUUGCUGAAUUUAGUGGUAAAAAUGAAAAGUAUUUAAUGUUUUUUUAUGUCUUGUCUAGACACUAAAGAUAUGGCAGUUAUAAGACAGCUAUAAGCCAGACAAUACUCUUUUAAGGAGUUUUUAUAUAAAUGUAUAGAUAUAUAAAGAAACAUGAUAAUAGUACAAACAUGUGAAUCAUAGUGAGCCACACCAUUCGGCCUGUUCUUCACAUUUCCCACCUUUAGCAAAUUGUUGCAUGUGCUUGUCUGUACUCAAUCCAAAAUGUUAACACUUACAA
Alosa sapidissima (American shad) is the source of this 7917-nucleotide messenger RNA. It is a transcript of the gene cdk19, whose product is annotated as cyclin-dependent kinase 19. The transcript has 13 exons. Gene Ontology annotation, cellular component: nucleus; mediator complex; cytosol. Lineage: Eukaryota; Metazoa; Chordata; Actinopteri; Clupeiformes; Clupeidae. Gene Ontology annotation, biological process: protein phosphorylation. The record is from RefSeq and is a predicted model, not a curated record. The coding region runs from base 838 to 2310 and encodes 490 amino acids. Gene Ontology annotation, molecular function: cyclin-dependent protein serine/threonine kinase activity; ATP binding; RNA polymerase II CTD heptapeptide repeat kinase activity.